Messenger RNA from Brassica rapa (field mustard), 6517 nucleotides. RefSeq names its product zinc-finger homeodomain protein 5. Gene Ontology annotation, molecular function: DNA-binding transcription factor activity; transcription cis-regulatory region binding. Gene Ontology annotation, cellular component: nucleus. Gene Ontology annotation, biological process: regulation of developmental process; regulation of DNA-templated transcription. The record is from RefSeq and is a predicted model, not a curated record. Lineage: Eukaryota; Viridiplantae; Streptophyta; Magnoliopsida; Brassicales; Brassicaceae.
GAAAAAGUUGAUUGCUCCGCAUACCGCAGAAACCCUCUAGCUAAGUGAAGAGUACGUAAGAUUUAGUCUAGCUAAUGAAUUUUCAAUCUUCUCUCGUUGGAUAUUUACAACUGUUGUUUAUAUUCUCGUUUCUAAUCGGAAAAAAAAACUUCAUGUUUUGCUAAUGGGGAAAAGUCACAAACAAACUCAUGAACGGAGGAGGUUAUACCAUUGUUCUGUUGAGUUGUCAAAAGACACUUAACAAAAUGUACUCUCAUGGAAGAAAAAAACACUUUUGAUGAUACAUCGUUCUUGGGAUCUUCUAUUAUAAGUUUGAAGACAACAGAGUAGAUCAAAACACUACUGUUUGGUUUCUUGCCUCUGUCACUGUAACAGAAACACACCAGAUUCAUCAUUUCUCCUCCACACAAUUUUAAAAUAUGUUUUAGUAAGUAGAGAGUUGUGUAUGAAAGUGAAGUAUGGGAGAGUGAUGAAGACGUGAGAGGCAAACAAAAGUCAUUAGUAGAAAACAAACAAAGCAAAGUGUUUUGAAACAGUGAAGUAAGAGUUGUUCUGAUUUUGGCUACAAAACAAGUUGGCAACACAAAACUCUUAAGUUUUGUUUUUCAGAAAGAAUAGAGAGCUGAUAAGGACAACUCAAACCACUGCUUUCCCUUUCAUUCAUUUCAUUUUCCAGCUAUUUUUUCUUACAUUUUACAUUGCCUAGGAAUAUUCAACGAACUUAAUCCCUUGAAUAACAUUAUGCAACUCUUCUGAAUGCAUUUAACUAACCGGAGAUCGGUUUAGAUGAACCGAUUUAAAUUGAAUACUUUAGUGAAAACCAAGUUGGUGGAAUUUGGAAAUUCCAAAUCCCAAAAUGUCCCUACAACACCAUAGAAGCUACACUUUAGGUGUAAAAAACCAUACACAGGAAGAAAAUUUAAAAAAAAAAACAAGUUAAAAGAGAGAGAAAGUAAAAAGGGUUGCUUGCGGGGAAGCGUGGAGGGUGGCAGAGAGAGAGAGAGAGAGAGAUUCAGACAUUGUUUAAUUCUACAGUUGUUACUACUUCAAAACUGCUUUUUGGGUUUUGAUUCUCUGUCUGAAUAUAGACAUUUCAUAUCUUCACAACUUCACCAGUUCCUUAUUUCAUAUAUUGGUUGAUUUUUUUCUUUAAAUACAUUGAUUAAUUAAGUCUAUUUGUUACUUUGUGACUACAAAUAUAAAUGUUAAUCUUAGUAAGCAUGAUAUUUGUAUUUGACUUUAAAGUGUUGUGUUGAAUUUUGUUGCUAAAGAAUACUAAGACAUGAUGAUUUAGAACCUAUCAGAUAUAUACAGCUUCGGUUUUUGUUUGGAUUCGUCAGAGAACGUAUGAUGUUUCCAAGAUAAUUAAGUUGGUAAAAUCUGUGGUGGCCCUGGUGGGUGAAGUUGUAAAGCAACUUUCGUAUUCGUGGGCAGUGGCUUAUAUCACCGGCACACCGUCUUUUUAUGUUUUAAGAACAUUAACAAAUAGUCAAGUCUGUAAUAAAGGUUUUGUGACAAAAAAAAAAGUCUGUAAUAAAGGUUCAUCAACUGAUAAUCCAAAGUUUUAUACAUUUUGAAUAUAAAUGAUAUAGAUUAUAGUGUAUAACCUUUUAUAUGACCUGAGAAAUGGCAUGUAGUUAUUUUGUUAACCAUUUCUUAUGGAUUCCUCGAAAAAUUGAUUUACGAACCUCAAUUCAAGAGUUAAACCAGAAAACAUUAGUUUGGGUUUCAAGUUCGAUUUGUUUUUAAAUUAAAGUCAAAAUAAAUUGUUAGAAAGAGAAUGAGGUCAUAAUGCUAAAGGGGACAAAAACAUGUUAUGGUAGAUAAGUAAUUAUCGUGUGACAGGCUGUGUCCAUGAAAAAUUCUGCAGAAGCUAUGACGAUUACUUUUAUUUUAUAUUUUUUUAUCAAAUUUAAUUAAUUACGGUAAUUUUUUUUUUCAUUUUUGCAACCUUUUACAACAGUUAUUCACACGCAUGGAUUGUAGUAUUGCCGAAUUUAUAUAUGCUGAAUAUCUUACAUCUUCAGAAAGUACAGUAUAUUACGUCAUGCGUGAAUGAAUGAACGGAUAUCUAUUUGCAUAUCAGGAUAGUAAAUAAGAUAAUUGGGUUAAUAUUAAAAUAGUUUUGUACUGGAAGAUUAUUAAUAUGGAUGUUUUUACAUGUUGUUUUGUCAAACUCAUAAUUCUUUUGUGCUCGAAAAAGCUUCUAAUUAAUUUAUAUAUUCAAAAUGAAAAGUAAAAAAGAUAAAAGGUAAGAUAGGAAGACACACUUUGUAUGUUCUCAUGUAUUGUCUUGAGUACUUUUACAAAAAAAAAAAAAGUAUUGUCUUGAGUAAAUGAAGUAUGUUUUGAGUUUUUCUUUAGUUCAAAAAUGAUACAACUAAGCAAAUAAUAAAAGUAAAGUAAAGGUAGGGUGAAAGAGGAAAGAAUAAAAGACAUGAGCAAGGGUAAAUGGUGUUUCAACAAAUUAGGGUUUAAGGGUUUGAAAAAAAAUCAAGCGAGAGAGAAGAGAGUAAUAAUAAUGAAGGAGAGAGAGAGCGAAUGGGCGGGGUCCAUAAUGUGGCAGGGCAUGUGGCUGGGCUUCCAACUUGACCUUGUCGGUUGUUCUCUGCACUGCCCUUCUCUGCAACCCACACACUAUAUAAAGCCUAAUUUCUUUUUAUUUUUAGUUAAUCUCUUUAUAUUUUUUUGCACAUUCGAAAAAGCAAUAUGGUAAUUAUUUUUGUUUUUGAGUUUUUACGGAAGUUUUUUUUUACAUUGUUUCAAACUUUCAAUACUAUAGUUCUGCACUUCUAUUCUACGGAAACAUUGUUAUACAUACUCAUAUCUAAAAUUUACAAUAUAUAUUUAGCAUCGGCCUUGGGUGAAAGGUAAAACGCAGUGAAAUAUUCGCCUACCUUCCAAGUUUUAGAAGUUAUUAUACUUUGAUUUUAAAAAAUUUAAAUAAUAUUUUUGUUAAAAUUUAUCGUAAAAUAUUUGUCCCUCCAAAAUCUCAAAACCGAUUAUUAGAUAUAAUAUAACUGAAUUUAUUGACUGUUAAAGAUAUAUUUACACUAAUUGACAAUAUGUUUUAAUUUCAGAGUAUUAUUUGAAUGAAUUAUGUUUAUUAUCCAAUGUAAGAAAAUUAUUAAAAAUAUUGAUUGCAUGAACUAAGUCCUGAUUAAUUAUCAUUUACGUUUAUGUUUAAUUUUGUAUGGAUGUAGUGUUCAUUGACUUCGAUUUUGACUUGUAAACCAUAUGAACUUUUACAAAUUCACUGGUAAGCAAAAGCACAAACGUUCAUAUUCCAGUAUAAACAAUCAAAGACCUUCUUGACCCCCACCCACCCCACCAAGAUACAACUAAGAUCUGUGCACCGACUUGGUUGAAGUUCUCAGGUAGAUUAAUUAAGAUCGUUUGGAAUAGUUGACCCCCUCAAACGCUCUUAAUUCUAUUAAUGGGGACGCAAACAAUGCAGAAAACAGCACUUAUGCAUAAUGUCCACAGGAAGUAUAGAUUGAGAGUUGUAGCUUUGGAGGUAAACUUGAAUAUUGUAUACUACUUGUUAUCUAAAACCAGAGGACAAUAAAUGAUAUAUAUCUAAAACAAAGAUUACGUAAUAAGAUCACCCGAUUACCAAUGUAAAAUAUGAUCCACUGGCACAAAUUACAAUGCUCUGAAUUAACUAUUGUUAGUGUUUAUUUAAUCAUUAUUAUAGUUGACUACGUAAUUAUUUAUUAAUAUGCUCAAAGGGGAUUAACUGACGGAACAUACAGACAACAGUCCCGUUUCAGGCUGAUUAGCAAUUUAGCAUUAUGCAAAACAACAGAAAAAAAAAAGGAAGUAAAUAAUUUUAAUGAUGUAUAUAUUAUAGUUUUCAAGUGUAUUUUAACAGUUUUAAAAGGAUCAACGUACGCACUAAUGCCUUACUGUACACGGUAAAAAAGUGAGCUCACAAAAACUUGCGGUCAGAAUGUCAAUAAUUGCAUCAAUUUCAUGCGAGUUACAAAUACUAUGAAAUUUGAGCUUCAAGUUACUAGAGAAUCAUGCUGUGUUUAGAAAUUAACUGAAAAAUUCAAUUAUUUUGUUUAAUAUAGAGUAAUGUUCUCAUCUGCAGUUUGGAUCCGCCGUCGGAUAUAUAAACCGGCGAUUUGGUCACUAGUUUGAUUCUGAUAUAAAUUAUAAUGCCAAAUCAGCUAAUUUGAAACCUACUGCUAACAUUUAAAAAGAAAACCAACAAAAUCUGACUUAACCCAUGAUCGGGGGUCAGUCUGCUUACACCCUUCAUGUUUUAAAAUGUAUAUAUGUUAUAUACAGUUUGUAGAAUUUAGCAGAAAGUGAUGAAAAUAACUAUAAUUUUGAUGUAAUACAUUGUUAGUUUAUUUAUUUUUUAUAAUUAUACAAUACACACUAUUUUAAUGUUUCUUUUUGGUUUAGUUUAUAAUUGAUAUUUUCAGUCACUUUUAUCAUUAUUGUUAGACAUCAUAUUUAAAACUAUCAGGUUUUUAUUUUUAUUUUAUAGUUAUAAACUUAACAUAUAAAAAAUAUUAAUCAAUUAUUUUAUGAUCCAUCCUGAUUGUUUUGUAGAUCCAGUGACCUGAAAAUCGUCGGAUUUAAAAUAUUGAUGUAGAGUCAGAUAGCAGUUUUUGUAUUUCUGCCCAUUGUUUUAGUUUGAUCAAGGGUUAUGAUACGUUUUGAGUAAAUUAUAAAUGGUGUCCUACUAUACAAACUACUUAAUUUAUAAGGAUAAAAUUCAAUUAAAAGUUAUGUUCUGUUUUCACACUUUUAUAAGUUUGUACAUUAGUUCAACUCAAUGUUAAAAAUGAUAAUACUAACUUUAAAAUAGCUUUUGGAUAGAUUGCUGAACAUAUUUAGCGGUCAAAAUAUUAAAGCAGCUAUAAAAGAAAAUGCAAAAAAUGAUAAAUACCUUAAUAAGUAUAUGAUAAACAUAUAUAAUAGUAUAAUAUAUAUAGUAGGGUAUGAUAUUAGUCUCAUCUCUCAAAAAACAAAGGGGAUCGUCUCUUAUCUCUUUCUCAUGGCCUCACCACACGCAACCAAACUGUCUCUUAUAAUCAGAUCUCAAAGGUUGGCUUGUUGGGAGCACUGAGACAUCAACACAUGGUUUCUUCUCUCUUUCACCCUUAAAAACCCAAUUAGCCCUAAAAAUCCCUUUUACAGUAUUACUCUUAAAAGUUCCUCUCUCAUCUCCUCAUCUCUCUCUCUCUCCAUUAAAACCAUUCACAAGCAAAAAGCUUUGAGCUUUUAAUGAGUUUUAGAUCCUCUUCGGUUCCUCCUGCAAAGAACUGGGCUGUUCCUCGUGUACUUGCUCUUAUCUGGUUUUAAUUUUAAUUAAACUCCAAGAAGAAGAAAAAUGGAUAUGAGAAGCCAUGAAAUGGUAGAGAGAAGAAGAGAUGACAAUGGCAACAAUGGUGUUGGUAGCAUUGCAAAUGAAGAUAAUGUCAACGGUAAUAACAACAACAACACUCGUGUCUCUUCUCAAACCCUAGAUCACCACCAGUCCAAGUCUCCGUCUUCUUUCGUCAUCUCCGCCGCCGCUAAAACCGCCGUGCGGUACCGGGAGUGUCUCAAGAACCACGCGGCGAACGUCGGCGGAAGCGUGCACGACGGAUGCGGCGAGUUUAUGCCGAGCGGCGAAGAAGGGACGAUAGAAGCUCUCAGAUGCGCUGCUUGCGACUGCCACCGUAACUUCCACCGGAAAGAAGUCGACGGUGUGGGAAGCUCGGAUGUGAUCGCUCACCACCACCGUCAUCACCACCAUCAGUACGGUGGAGGAGGAGGAGGAGGGAGAAGACCGCCGCCGCCGAACAUGAUGCUUAACCCGCUCAUGCUUCCUCCGCCGCCGAACUACACGCCGAUGCACCACCACAAGUACGGUAUGAGUCCGCCUGGUGGUGCAGGAAUGGUGACGCCGAUGAGCGUCGCUUACGGUGGGAGCGGAGGAGGAGGAGGUGGAGCUGAGUCGUCUAGUGAGGAUCUGAACAUGUACGGACAAUCGAGCGGAGAGCACGGAGGAGAAGCAGCGGCGGGACAAAUGGCGUUUUCGAUGUCGUCCAAGAAACGGUUCAGGACGAAGUUCACGACGGAGCAGAAGGAGAGGAUGAUGGAGUUCGCGGAGAAGCUGGGGUGGAGGAUGAACAAGCAAGACGAAGAAGAGCUCAAGAGGUUCUGCGGUGAGAUCGGAGUGAAGAGACAAGUCUUCAAAGUGUGGAUGCAUAACAACAAGAACAAUGCAAGGAAGCCACCACCAUCAACAGUAUGAGGAACCUCUCUAAUGGUGAGAUUAUGUCGGAGAUUAUCUAUUAAUCUAUUGUUGCUGUCUUUUUAUUUUAAUGUUAUCUAGGUUUUUGUAGCUUGUACGAUCUUUGGAUCAAUCAAUGGAUGUUUUGUUUGCGUAGUUAAUGUUUUUUUUUUUUCUUUUAAUUUGGUUUGUUUUUAUUUUAUUUUUCUGUAUUUUGUCUUUUACCCAGUUCGUACUUGUAAUCAGCUUCGUUUACUUGUUAGUUUAUGUUUCUGUCUU